AUGGAUAUAAUUUGGAUGAGUUAUCGGGAAAAUUCUUCUGACCACGAGCGCUCCACGCGUUUAUCACAUGGGCUGUAUGUCAGUUCGGCACGACCGCCUCAGCGGAAGCCUAGGUGCCGAUCAUACCCGACCCUAUUUGACCAGCCUCCGGCUCCCAAGGUCGAACACGACACACUGCAUUCCUCUCUUACUCCAGGACAUCGCAACGUCGUUUAUUCGCUGUGUUGUAAUCUUUACGCGUGGCAGGGUCUCCGGCAUCGCAGCUUCCACAUGCCACCGAGGAUGUAUAGGCAAUCGCUGUGCCAGUUUGUUCCGACCCCAGAGGACCAUCAAAAAACCCAGCCGCGGACGGAGGCGCCUCUGGCUCAGAGGGAGUCCUCCAAGACACGCUGCGAGUUAUACAUGUAUUACCCCAAGAAGCACAAGGGGUCCUUUGUGCCCUAUGUGGAUCUACGCGUGAACAAAGAAUUUACGUCUUUUUUGGUGGCCACUGGAGUGCCGUUCACUUCAGUGUCUUUUAAUCAAGUGGCAAACUGGGGGAGUGAGGUGACGAACGGCUGCGUGCAAGCCGACCUCGUUUCGCUCGGCGGGCAGCUGGUGGCACAAGGAUUCCAAAUCAGAGUUAACAGUCUACCCGUCAAUAUCCUCGGUCUUGACUUAUUGAUGGGCGGACGCUUCCUUCUGGAGCUCCCUUGUGAGUGUCCUACAUUGACCCUGGAGUGCCCGGUAACGCCCCAGGUCGUGACCUGGCCGCCCUUCCUGGAGAUGAGCAUUAGCGGCACCAGCAUGCAGGUCUUGCUUGACACGAGCUCUAACGGGUUCCUGACUGGUCCCGUGGGCGUAGCCACGUGGCUCAAUCUGCCCCUCAUGAACAUCACCCACCACAACCGCUUCAUGACCGGCCAGAACGGGCGUCUGUUGAUCGAGUGGAAGGCGAACGGCGUCGCUCUGACCGGGUUUGGCCGCGAGAUUGCGGGCUCUUUUGUGGGUUACCUCUUCCCCGGCGACAUCACGGCGGUGGGCAUGCAGUUCCUGGCGGGCGCACGAAUUGCAUACAGUGCGUACGGCCCCUGGAGCGUCACCUUCCCGGAUUGGACGUCAGCUGGAAGCCAGCAGAGUGCCUUUGCGGAGUUAGACACUGAAGCAGACCCAUUCACGCCCUGUAUCUCUUCCCCUGUUCCCGUAAAUUACCCCGAGGUAACUCAGUUUACUCCAGUUACCAAAAAUCUUCCCCAAUGCGAAGAACCCAUCCAAGCGCCUCCAUCCGCUGCCCCUUCCCAGGGGAACGUCUUUGCGGAGUUAGACACUGAAGCAGACCCAUUCACGCCCUGUAUCUCUUCCCCUGUUCCCGUAAAUUACCCCGAGGUAACUCAGUUUACUCCAGUUACCAAAAAUCUUCCCCAAUGCGAAGAACCCAUCCAAGCGCCUCCAUCCGCUGCCCCUUCCCAGGGGAACGUCUUUGCGGAGUUAGACACUGAAGCAGACCCAUUCACGCCCUGUAUAUCUUCCCCUGUUCCCGUAAAUUACCCCGAGGUAACUCAGUUUACUCCAGUUACCAAAAAUCUUCCCCAAUGCGAAGAACCCAUCCAAGCGCCUCCAUCCGCUGCCCCUUCCCAGGGGAACGUCUUUGCGGAGUUAGACACUGAAGCAGACCCAUUCACGCCCUGUAUCUCUUCCCCUGUUCCCGUAAAUUACCCCGAGGUAACUCAGUUUACUCCAUUUACCAAUAAUCUUCCCCAAUGCGAAGAACCCAUCCAAGCGCCUCCAUCCGCUACCCCUUCCCAGGGGAACGUCUGCAUGUACGAUGUUACUUUAUACAACCCCCCCAGUUACCCUUUCCCUCCUCCAGGGAAUUCCUUCACUCCGUCUACCGGAUAUGAGGCCCCAGUAUAGUCCUACACAACUCCCACAUAUAGCGUCCCUUUCGUGCAGCCUGAUUCAACGUACCCCGUUGUUUCGGGACAAGUUCCUACCAUUCCGGAGCAGGCCGUGGUCCAGCAGAAGUCGAGUUUGUGGAAUAUGUUUCCACUCCCUUCAUUCGGUAUCACGGCGAUACCCAGCGCCGUUGCCAACUUUUUCUCAAAAACCAAGUCUGAGAUCCCAAUGACUAUAAAAGACAUUCCCGAGAUGCCCGGACGGAACAGAUUUUGAAGUAGGAUGAACUUUCCACGGCAAGAAGCAAAUGUCACUGGCCAUACUGAAAAUUGAAGAAAAGAGAAGUAAGUGCAAAUAA
Messenger RNA from Penaeus chinensis, 2233 nucleotides. RefSeq lists its product as uncharacterized. The transcript has 4 exons. Lineage: Eukaryota; Metazoa; Arthropoda; Malacostraca; Decapoda; Penaeidae. Bases 1 to 1893 code for a protein of 630 amino acids. The record is from RefSeq and is a predicted model, not a curated record.